Haliotis rubra (blacklip abalone) is the source of this 1484-nucleotide messenger RNA. RefSeq lists its product as uncharacterized. The coding region runs from base 585 to 1484 and encodes 299 amino acids. The transcript has 4 exons. The record is from RefSeq and is a predicted model, not a curated record. Lineage: Eukaryota; Metazoa; Mollusca; Gastropoda; Lepetellida; Haliotidae.
UCGAUAACUGUGGGAAGUGACAGUGCCGUAAUUAUGGCUUCGAUCAAUGAAAGAUGUGAAAGGAUUCCCCAAAAGUAGCCAAGGCGCAGAAGAGGUCUCGUCUGAGCGAGAGGCGAUAUCAGUCGCUAAUUACUGAAAAUAACUAAAUGCCUAAAGUCGUUCAUUAGGCUUGGAACGAAAGCGAGGCUUCGCGCUUGCAGCAGACGACAGUGGUGAGGUUGCACAUGAUAAUUUGACCGACUCCUGAGUUGAGAAGGGAAACGAUUUCCUGCAGUUCUUCACCAGAGAGCGGACAAAGAUUUCACAUCACAGCCAGCACGUUAACGGAACAAGAUUACCGCUGAGUGGAAGCGAACGACACACAGCGACAACCACUAAUUACUCGGUGACGUCAGGAACAGCGUGUGGAUGAAAAACAAGAAACUGUUAUUUUCUUCCUUUCUUCAAACAUGUCCUGCUAGUAUGUGUGUUCUGAAUGUAUGAUGUAAGACAAGAAAGACCAUUUCUUGUGGCGGGGCUAUGCGAUGCUGGGACCACUGAUUCGGCUAGGAUCCACUCGGUAUUUGACGUAGUCUUGCUUCAAGAUGACGACUAAAUAUUUCUGUAUGACGAACUCGCGGCGUCUGACGUUACGUCGGACAGCGUCCGUCCUCGUUACAUUCUGCUUCCUGUGCGUGCUGCUUCACUCAUGGCUGACUCAGGGCGGUGUUCCGGUUGAGCUGCAACCGGAUAUGAAUUGGCAUCUGAAUACCCGGAUCACCUUACCUCGUGCAAAUCACUCCGCCCUACUCAAAGUAGCCAAUCAAAAGACGUACAUCCUGUCCGCCGUCAUUCCUGCUGACCAAUCAGAUCCUGCUAACCCAGUUGUUGUCGUGAAUGCCUUCGACGGAAGUAACGCCAGGCUCGUCUGCUGUGUUUUGGAAGAUGGCCGGAAGUUACAUGUCACCUGGGCUUCUACGCUGAGACAGUUUCACCACUAUAUGUACUUGAGUACUUUGACCGAACUCUUCUACACAGCCCCAUAUCCAGCACGGCAAAUAUCCUGCCCUCUAGUUUCACCACCAGAUGGCGCCACCCACGUAUCGUUGUCAUCAAGCACGUGCAGCACGGACCCAGACCAGUACCAGACUAUUGUGCACGCGGCAGAACGUGCAGGGCAGCUGGCAGUGUGUGGGAAGAUCGCCUACAGCCACACCCUGAAGCCAGAACGUCUUGUGGAGUGGUUCGAGUUCCAGAGAAUCAUGGGGGUAGACAUGGUGUUGAUAUUCACUCUGGAUGUUACUCGCGAUGUGCAGAUGGUGUUGGAUUUCUAUGUCAAGCAGGGACUGCUGACUAUAGUGCCGUACCAACUUCCAGGCGAUCAAGAGUUAGGUAGGAUGUUCCGAAUCGUUACUAUAGGAAUCGAUAUUUUACAGACAUUCCUCAGUGUUUUUAAGAAAGAAAAGCUGUUUCGAUACAUAAAUGAAUUCUCUCCAUCAUUUUGA